AUGGCUGUCUUUGUGUUCGUUGCGCGUAACGGCGCCUUCUUUGACAAGAGUUCAAAGUUUCAUGUCUGGUUUCAAGGCUGGUUCACUUCGGAAGCGUCACUGGCUGGGAUUGCCCCUCACGAUCGUUUCGUACCACAGCUUGCCUCUUCAAAUCUUGCAUACAAUAUGCCUGCCCAAAUUCUUUCUUGUUCUAUUCUUGGCGACAUCACUGCUGCUUCCUUGGAGGACAAACCUCAGGUUAAGCCAGGUUGUUCCGCCUCUUUCACAGACGGCAUGGAUGUUCUUGACUUCAUCGACGAACUCCGCAGUAUGCUUCAUACGAUUGACAAUCAUGCCGCAACACCUGACAAGGCUUCAAUCCAAUACUGCCUUGAGCUCGACGAAGCCGAAGCACAAGACGAGGAGGACAUCACUGAAGGCUGGGUCCAUGGGAGACCACAGCGAUUCGAGCCUCCACCGAGCUACCAAGAUAUCUAUAGCGAAGAUGAUGAGUGCCCUUUCUCAGAUGAGGAGCUCGAUCGGCCGGUGUCGAUGCUAUCACGCCGGGCCAUGUACUGGGCAUGUCGCCGUUCCGAUCGUAUUCGCGAUGCAGCUCGUGCUAGACCUGUUCCUGCCUCCAUCCCGCUUUCUGAGUUCGAGGAUCCCGAGAGCCCGAUCCGCCCAUCGGCGCACGCCCUCGGGAGAAGAUCACAUCUCCACCAAAGCUGGACUAUGGAGGAUCUCGAAGAUUACGAGCCGGAUUCUGAGAUUGAAUCUGAUGCUUCGUCAGAGCCUUCUAUGCAGUGGUCAGACGAUGAAGAACUAGAAGAGCCUGCAGCUUUGCUCGACUUCUUUGCGUCAUGCACAAAGGUUAUUCGGAUAGAUCUCGCUGAUCGGAGUGACAGCGAAGACGAUGACUCGCUGGAUACUAUCGAGGAGGGUGAAGAGUUAGAGGAUGUAGGUGACUUGAUGGAGUACUUCAAAUCAUGCAAACCGUCGUAG
This is a messenger RNA of Cantharellus anzutake, 981 nucleotides long. RefSeq lists its product as uncharacterized. Bases 1 to 981 code for a protein of 326 amino acids. The record is from RefSeq and is a predicted model, not a curated record. The transcript is spliced from 2 exons. Lineage: Eukaryota; Fungi; Basidiomycota; Agaricomycetes; Cantharellales; Hydnaceae.